UUAUACAGUGCUUGUCACUCAAAUUCGUUUAUGAGGUCAGGUUAGGCGCAUUUCUUUCUGAGUAGAAUUAAUUGAUCUAGAAAACAAACGUUUUAUUUGUAAAUGUUCGGAAAAUGUUGCUGUUUUAAGAUUAUUCAUGAUUGAUCUGUUCAAAUUUCAAUCCUAAUGUGUUUUUAGGCGUAGUCACAUAGUGAGUGGUUUAAGAAAAAAAGCGCUCAUCCAGUGAAAAACAAACGCAACGCGUCCAAGUGUGUCGAGAUUGUGCAUAGCUAGCUUCAUACAUAUGUUCGGAAGUAAGAUCCGGAACGUCAUCUCAGGUUACCUUUUCCGUCAUGAUCUACGCCGGCUGGGAUACUCUCGGGGGAUGUGUGGUAGUUUGGCUGUUGGCCCUGGUCAUUUUCAUGGCCUGGUUCCUCUCGACCUCGGGAACUCGAUACUGGCACUUCCACGAGCUACCGUACAUAGCCGGUAAGCCCCUGGUGGGGAACUUUUGGCCAGUUCUGUCGAUGAAGAAAAACACCUUCGAGCUAAUGGAAGAGUUGUACUGUGAUGCCAAAGUGGCCGGUAGUUCACUGUUUGGUGUCAGUAUCAUGAUGCAGCCCAGUGUGGUUCUGCGAGAUCCAGAGCUAAUCAAACAGGUGCUGAUCAAGGAUGCGGGUUGGUUCUGUAAUAGGCACAUGUGCACCGAUCCGGAGAGUGAUCCGAUCGGUUACUACAACCUGCUGAUGAUCAAAAAUCCCCACUGGAAACAGUUACGUACCUUUCUCACCCCAUCACUGAGCCUGAACAAGAUCAAACGAAUGUACGAACUGGUCGAUCAGAUCGGCAUAGACAUGAUCGACACACUGAAUACACUGCCCCAAAUCAACCUGAACGGAUCCCAGGUUCGUGAGACCGAAUUCAAGGAACUGUGUGCCCGAUUUACUACCGAUGUUAUCGCCAGCACAUUUUUCGGUAUUCGGGCAAACUGUCUCGGCGAUGAGGGGUCCGAGUUCCGAUACUACGGCCGUAAGAUCUUCGAGUACGGCGUUCAGCGGGGCAUUACAAUGGCUUCGUUCUUUUUCAUGCCCGAGUGGGUACCACUAUUGAAGUUCAAACUUUUCCCGAGGGAUACGGAAGCUUUCCUGAAGGUUAUCAUCGAGCGAGAAAUUUCACGGCGGGAAAAAAGCGAUGAAAAACGUGGCGAUUUCAUUGACUCACUGAUUGCCUUGAAAAAUAACGAUGCGAGCAUUGGAGUCGAUGAGAAAAUUCCGAUGAAAGGAGACAUUUUAGUAGCCCAAGCUGCCACAUUUUAUAUGGCGAGUUUUGAAACAACUUCUUCAGUAUUAUCUUUCUGUUUGUACGAGCUAGUUAAGAAUCCUCAAAUUCAAGAACGCCUGCGGGAUGAGAUUCGCCAAAGUUUACAGAAAUAUGGUCCAGAACUACCGUACGAAUGUUUAGUGAACGAAAUGUCUUACCUGGGAAUGGUGAUUUCGGAAGCUGCUCGUCUCUAUCCGGUACUACCCUUCUUGGAACGGCAAUGCUCUUUACCGGAUGGGGCAACCGGUUACAAACUGGAUCCCUUCCAUAGUUUUGUUAUUCCCAACAAAAUGCCAGUUUUGGUUCCGAUUUAUGCAAUCCACCGGGAUCCCAAAUUUUUCCCAGACCCGCUGUGGUUCAACCCAGAACGAUUUGCCAAGGAAAAUCAAGAUAAGAUUGUUCCCUGCAGUUACAUGCCAUUCGGAGUAGGACCACGGACCUGUUUGGGGUCACACUUCGGAACGCUACAGGUGAAAGUUGCCAUCGUUAAGCUGCUGAGCCGCUUCCGAAUGGAUCGAUCCCCGUCGACUCCGGACACUUUGACCUACAAGAAAAAUACCUUCACUUUACAUACCAACGAAGGUCUGUAUGCGUAUUUGGUGGAAGAUAGUCUAUUCUGAUGACACUUCUAAAGAAAUUAUGGAAAGGCGUUUCGAAGCAAUAAUUAAAAAUCAAAUUUGCCGAUUCUAGCGUUUAUUAUGAUUAUAUUGUUGUCAUACUAUAAAUAGCUUUAUAUAAUUUUAUAUUCGGUUGAAGAUUUAUAUUCAUGUUUGAUUCUACUCCGUCGAAUAAAAUAGUUAAGUUAAAUUCUGAAAAA
Molecule: messenger RNA, 2116 nt
Organism: Uranotaenia lowii
Lineage: Eukaryota; Metazoa; Arthropoda; Insecta; Diptera; Culicidae
Product: cytochrome P450 6g1-like
Exons: 6
Coding region: 333-1919 (528 amino acids)
Molecular function (GO): iron ion binding; heme binding; oxidoreductase activity, acting on paired donors, with incorporation or reduction of molecular oxygen
Source: RefSeq, a predicted model, not a curated record